Molecule: messenger RNA, 1890 nt
Organism: Cyclocybe aegerita
Lineage: Eukaryota; Fungi; Basidiomycota; Agaricomycetes; Agaricales; Hemipholiotaceae
Source: the annotation of a GenBank genome assembly
AUGUCCGACCUCCCACUGAGAGGUCAGGGCACGAGGCCCCCCAGGGCGGUUCCUAGGAGCCGUCGUGGAGGGGACUCGGGCUCCGCCCCACCAGCAAUACCACCAUUGGUCGCUGGCUCAUCGUCUUUUGGCGGUGAUGCCUCGCCAAUCUCGCUGGACCCUACCUCGACUAGGGCCACAUACUCGACGGUCGUGCCAGCUCGAUCUCGCCACACGUCGCCCUGCCGCAGGUCCCGUUCCACCACGGGUUCUGCCCAUUCAUCUGCAGAUGAGUCUGACUCAGGGACGGCCCACCCCCAGGAGAUGGAGGUUGAGGGCACCCAGGGAGGGGAGGAGGUCUCGAGGGACCCCUCUGUCGACCUUCUUCUAGACUGGGUUCUGCGGGCCGCGCACCACAAUCCGCUCACCAUCGAUGGGGGCGAUGCCUUUGUGGCCCAGAUGAUGUCCUUCGUGAACGCCGUCAUGGCCACCGACUUUAGUCAUAUUCGCGGACCAGGCGAACUCGACAACUUUUCGCUCGCCUCUCUCCUUGAGGCCGAGACGUCUUCCAAGGACGAGCCAACCAUCCACCCGGCUCCCGUAUUCAGGCCUCCUCCUCCUGCUGCCCAUGGGCCGCUCGAUGAGGGUGUCGCUGGCAUAGGGGCUCCACCCGACGUCCUCAUGCAGGCAUUGGACGACCUUGGUUGCCCAUCCUCCCCAUCUUGCAUCCCCGCUUCCAAGAAGCGCAAGGGUGUCGAUCGUCCUGUCCCACCUCCUCCACAGAAGAAGAGCAAGGUGGCCUACUCUCACCCUGGUCCGCCUCCGCCGAUCAACCGCGCUACUAAACCCAAGCCCCGUCCAACAACGUGGGCAGGGAUUGCACGACAGGCCGCUCCGAUGCCUCCCCCGCCUCCUGGCUUGGGACCGCAGCGUCGCGGGCCUUCUCCUCCUCCCCCUGCAUUCCCAACGGGCCCGAUGAAGACUUCACCUCAUCGGUCCGUUCCCUCUUUUACUUCCGAGGGCCCCACCCGGAAGCAGGUUCUUGUGUCGUUCGGGGGCACCCCUCCUGAUCUCACGAAAUUCUUCACCGAGUCGGCUGUUUGUGCAGCCAACGGGUACCUAAGGGAUGGUCGAUCUAUGUUAAAGGUCACCUCCAUCGUCUGUGCCUACGACGGUUUGUCGUUGGUCACUCCCGCUGUUGCCAGUCCGUCCGACCUGGACGUACUGCGUAACUUUAUUUGCGAAAGCCUCCCAAAGGGUACUCCGUUCGAGGUUGCGCUCCCAUUGUCGACAUCUUUUAUAAAGAUCCUCGAUGUUCCCUACUUCGAUCCGAAAGGGUUGAAGAUCACCCAGGAGGCGCUUGAAAAGGCCCUCCGUACCUCGGUUCAUGCUGAGGUUUUCGCAUAUCUGAGCACCAAGCCUCGGAUCGACCGCAACUCGGCGCACUCGACAUCGUGCACCGUCUACUGCAACGUCUGGGACUCCCAGCAGGGAACCCGUGCCAAGAAGGCCUUAGGCCAACCGAUCUUCCUUGCUGGACAGUCCUGCGCAAUCAGGCCCGCCGCACGACACACCGGGGUCCCGCUAUGCCAGCGCUGCUGGAAGUGGGGCCACCCCACCGUCACCUGCAAGGCGAAACAACUCUCUUGCCCCAUCUGCUCGGGUCCGCACGAGCAGAAGGAGCAUCGUCAACAUGCGGGAUGUUGCAAGGGCAACGCGAAAGCAAAGCCUCCUGUGCCGCCCACCCCUCGCGACCAGCCCUGCCCCCAUAAGGGCCGCUGCGUCAACUGCCAUAAGGACCACGCCGCCAAUUCAGCGUCGUGCAAGUUCUGGGCCCACCGCUACGAUCGUGAAUGGAUCAUGAACGAGUAUCGUCAGACUAAUGUUGGGAAACCUUCAGGAUCUAAAUAG